Ostrea edulis (European flat oyster) is the source of this 3654-nucleotide messenger RNA. RefSeq lists its product as uncharacterized. Lineage: Eukaryota; Metazoa; Mollusca; Bivalvia; Ostreida; Ostreidae. The transcript has 6 exons. The record is from RefSeq and is a predicted model, not a curated record. Bases 1441 to 2769 code for a protein of 442 amino acids.
GCCUCUCAAACUUUCAAAGUGAUUACGGUGAAGAAACGUACUAUUAAUGAAAAAGAAGGUCACACGCCUCGGAUGUCAAAGCUUCCGGAUCUGAAAUCCACCCCAGUCUAUUGUCAGAGACUUGAAGUUGAACUGCCAGGCUCUCUUAAAAAAACACCCAAACCACCAGCUAGGAGUAAGCUUGCGUCAAGGUCAUUAUUUUCUCCCACUACAAAGAAAGAAACAGAUAGUCUUGCUGUGCCUCUCUCACCUUUAAGGAGCAAACAAGUACAUGAUAAAAAGAACGUGCAGAUUUCUCGUAAAGCAAAACUCAAACAUACAGUGUCAUUUCGUUCAUCAAAUCUUGUUGAACAGCUGCUGCCAUUUACAAAGGCUCUGGCCAAUGGUAGUAUCAGAAAGGCGUGUGCCUUACUUUUGAAUUCUGAUGAUAAAGCAGUGAAAGAAAGUGCACAAAAGGCAUUUCAAAUUGUGGUAGAUAGAGAGUGUAGUAGCUUUUCUAAGCAUGAUAUGGACAUUAACCUCAAGAAGACAGAAACCAGUGAUUUGGAGACUUUUGACUUGAAGAAACUUCAACAAGAUUUUGAAAUCCAUGCACCCUUUUUAUGGGCUUGUGCUUCUCAGGCAGGAACAUCACAACACAGCAAAUCAUUUGACUGUGUUAAAGUUUGUGCAGCUUUGUGUGUCCUGAUUCAGGGGAGAUCAAGAAUUUUGAAUUCUCUUCAACAUGCUGUAGCCAUAGCAAUGUAUAACAAUCAGUUGCAAAAAAAUGGAUUCUUAGUGUUAUCAAAAUUAGGAUUUUCUGUAUCGCAUGCAACAAUGAAUACAAAGUUGAAUCUUGCUAAAACACAAAAUGAGAAACUUAUGAAAACUUAUAAAGGAAGUUUGGAGAACUCUGUUGUAUGCAAGAGCAAUGUUGAUAGGAUUGUAGCUGAGCACACAUAUGCAACUGAAAGCUCAUCAACUAGUGGAGUGAAUGAACAUUCAUAUGCAAUGUACAAUGUAGAACCACAGGAAGACAGUGCACCUCUGGGUUACAGAUUCAAUCUUGAUAAUCUGGACUUUCAUAUCCAAGUUCGAGAAAUGACAAAAGAGCAUCAAAAUGUUUCUCGACAUUAUACACAAAUUAUGGCCUUGGUAGAUCGGGUAAACUGUGAACAUUUGUCAGAUGAGCCAGUUGGAGAUUUGUUGAAUGUGGACAACAGUGAAUUUUUUCCCACAGUGGAAGAUAACUACACCUUGAGAAAAGACAUGAUACAUGUUGUUUCAAACAUUCUUGUGGAAAAUCUACCAUCCUUUGAAGUGUUUAAGAACAUUUACCCUACACACUUCUCGCACAUUUAUUCCAACGAAAUGGCAAAGAAAUCAACAGUGUUCCUUUCUUUUUUUUGAUGUAGAAUCAGCAGUGUUUUAUUGCAGUACUUCUUGCAUUCAGUUAGUAACAUGCAGUCGAUUCCACUGGGCAUCUUGCUUAAGAAUGAAAAUAAAACCAAUGAUAUGAUUGAGAUCCUUGAGCACCUGCAACAGUAUGUCCCUGGAGCCAGAUCAGAUGCUGAAAUGGAACAUAUUCAUGAAAGAGAGGACAGAAAUCCCCAAAUGCGGGCAAUUCCAGUUGGAGGUGACCAACUAACUUGUGAGAGGAUAAGAGGUGCUCAUAUGGCCCGUCUUGAUGCUGAUAGCCAAGAGGAAAGAUUGGAGGGAUUGAUAACGAUGGUUGAAGACUUUCAUGAGAAGAUAAACUUUCUACAGGCAAUGAUGGAUAGAUUCUACAAAACAGCCAGUGCAAGAGAAGCAGGAACGUUAUACCAACUAAGAAAUACCAUCAAUAGGAGAAAUGUGGUCAAAAACGUGAGUGCCGAUUAUCAUGCUGUUGGAUCUUUCAUUGAUUUAGUGACAAGUGCACAUGUGAUUGCAGCAGCUUUGAAAGCAUUUGGCAUGUCAAAUAUUGAAGACCCAUGUCCAAAAAUCCCUAUGUUUACUGAUCAAGCUGAUGAAGGUUCAAGGAAGAGACUUUUGGAUAAAAUAGUUGGGGAUAUGGUGGACACGUUUUUCUUGAACAGCCUAGCAGUAACAGUGAAUAGAAUUGAGGGUAAUGAGAAUGGCAUUGAGGGGCCAGUUACUGAUGAUGGUGUGUAUAAUUAUGCAACAAAUGUAACCAAAUACGGACUUUUGAGAAAAAUUUCUGUUUUGGCCACCAGAAGCGGAGAUGGCAUUCGACAAAUAAGGCACUGGAAAUAUGCCCUGUUAGUGUAUGACCUAUCACACAAGAUAAAAUACAGACUUGAAUCAUUCCUUCUUUUAGCUGGUGUGAAUGCAGUCUUCACAGAAAAGCAAAGACAUCAGGUUAUUUGGAACCGUUUUGUAAAUUUGUCUGGUGGAAAGGAUAAAAAUCUAGAUGGCGAUUACGUGAUGGAGUUGCUCAACAAGUACGCAAAAGGCCGAGUUAAAUUACUAGGACCAAAUCAAACACCGGAAGUUGUAGACAGAAUAGGCAAAACCAUGAUGUUUUGUCAUAAUGUGAAUGAAAAGCUGGAAAGAGAAAUUGGUGUCCAUCCAGGAGGAACUGCUCAUGCACAAAGAGAUAAAACACAAGAUAUCAGAGCUGUUGUGAACCAGUUAAAAAAUGCGGACGUAUUUUCUGUUAUUAGUGGUAGGCGACAUAACUCUUUCAAUGAACAGUUUGACAUGUUCCACAAUGUAGAUUCACAAGUCCUUCAUAAGUGGUUAAAUGACAAGAAACUGGAGUAUUCAAAUGGAAAGUAUGCAUUUUAACUGACUUGAUACAUGUAAAUGUGCUGAACACUAGUGAAAAAUUGUGUAGAAUUAUUUUUUCACUUUAGAGUAAAAUUAGCUCUAAACAUGUUAACUCUGAGAAUUUUGCUUUGCUGUAAAAAUAUGUUCUUAUGAAAAAGAAUGGCUGUAUAUCCACAAUACAUUUUGUUCUUUUGUAUGGGUAAAUAAGUUUGCAUAUUUAAAUGCCUUGCUGAUGUUUGUUCUAAAAUUAUGUCCGGGUCUGGAGAUAAUAUAAAACUUGUACCAUACUCAUACUUAGCCAUGUUUGUUUUGAGUACACUUCCUGUAUACUUGAACAAAUUUGAGCAUGACUCCAUUUGAGUAUGAUUUUAUAAUUUUUUUUUAUAACUUUCACUUUUGAGUACGAUUUAGAGCACUGAGUUUGAGCUUGAGUAUGAAAAUGUGCUCCAAAAUGUUUUAUAACCUCCAGGCCAGAUCAAACUAUGUACGAACCCAAUAUAAGGAAUGUAAGCCUCUCAAACAAUACACAGACAUUUUUUGAUAAGAAUGUUUAUUGAGACAGUGCUUUGUGUCACAUGUAUGAAAAUGGGGUGUACAAUCAGGAAUAAUACCUGAAGUUAUGAAAAUCAUCAAUGUUACUUCUCUGUUUACUGUAUACAUAUAUAUCAGAGAUAAAGACCUUCUAAAGCACUUUGAAUCAACAUCUACUUGGACCCUUUACAUAUUAAUCUGGAAUAAAUGUAGACCAGUUAUUUCAUCAUCAUGUAUUAAAUGUUGGGGCCAGAUGAAAAUGAAACUAUGGUAAAUAAAUCAAUCAUCAAGUAUUUCAUCAAUAAUAUCCAUCACUGAUCUUGCAAGAUGUCUGUCAAAUAUGUACUCUGACAAUAAAUCGUCAACACUACC